GCUUAAAGUGAAAGAAUAAAUAUCGUAAAUAUUGCCUUUUUUUUUAAAAAAAAAGCUCAUUCCUGUGCAUGAAAGUGUGUAUAUUGUAUGAUUCAUGUAGCAGGUCCAGUUGAGUUGAAUCAGGAUUUCCUUGGUCGAGGUGUUUGUUGGGGUCAAACAUACGUAUUGGACAUCCUUUAUCUCCAAACAAAAGGCAAAAACAAUAGAACAGUUCCAUCUACAUGCGCAUUAAAAUUUCAGUCUCUUGCUCUUUCCUUUGCUAUGUGUAUUACUCAGUUCUUAUUUACAAAUAAUUGGUUUCCUAGUGGUUAGUAAAUGUUUAGAUAUAGUACUUGAUUUUAAUAAUAUUUUCUCUUUUCUACAUUACUGCAUUACUGAACAUUUUUUUGUCAGUUACUUCUGGUGUGUGAUCUGUCACUAUGACUAAAAUAAGUCCCUAUGCUUUAACUUCUUAUGCUAGGAUGUCUCAUGGUUAUUGUACCUCAUAAAGCAGCAUAUUAACGAGAAAUAUGCCAUCUUACAAGAAGUUUUUAAAGAGAUUGUAGGCAAAUCAAUUGCUUCAGGUAAAAUUAUUUUUUCCAAGUUCUGCAUUCUGAGAUAAUCAGGGGGAAAAAACCCUUAGCAUUCGUCAUUGCAAAUAGACCCCUAAUACCUCCUGGUUUUGUUGCAAAAGUACUGUUCUUUAUGAUCUGGCAAAAAAUCAAACGGAAAAGGAAUAAGGAACACUGGUCUUACAGAAAAAUGAGACAGUUUUUCUUCACUUGUUCAUCCUUCUCGGAGAUAAAAAUAGUUGAAGUUCCAAGAAGGGGUCAUCUGAUUGCCACUUGGAGCUUGUCACCCACCAUAAUGUUCGCUUGCUUCUACUUCAGUGAACUCUAUUCUGCUGUGCCGUAAUUAUCCCCAGUACUGAGCCAUUUGGUAUAUGUGUGGCUGAUACCUACAUAUUACUUGUAAAAACCUGUAAUCAAAAGAGGUACAUUGUUUCCUUAAUAUUAGAAUACCCAAAAAUAGCUACUGUAUGGUUAAUUUUACUGCUGUCACCAUUACUACAUAUGCGUUUAAUACUUUUUCCAGCACGUUCUAGAGGUGCUUCCAGAAUAAGAAACUAGUACAGUUCCUCUUUGGGAAGUAUUCAUUUUUGUCCUUGUGUUCUGAAGGAAAAUAGGAUUUUUUUUGCAAUGCUAGAUUCCUGGUACUGUUGAUACAUACAGGAAGGUAGAGAACUCAUGCAUCUACCAGCUUUAAAGCCGCCUUUGGAUACUAUGGAAAAUUUAUGUUCCGAGGUGCUCAGUGUCAGAUUUCUAGCUGAUUGCUGAGAGGUCCUUAUCAUAUCACAAAGAGAAUUUAGCAGUGGUCUUAAGACAAAAUGUUUGGGUCUUAGUUGAGAAUUAAGCGUUCUUCCACUUGAAAAUUGUUUCCAGCCAAAGCAUCUCCAUUGCUCCUAGAUAAGUGAUAUUACUUAUGCCUCAGGUGACUAGCUUGUCCAGUUUGUCUUACGGACAGUAGCUAGCAUACAUUAUGGAUUUCACUUGUGAUGGCUUACAAAAAAAAAAUUAAUCUGAUAUCUGGAAUGAUCGUGGACCUAUAGAGCACAUUAACUUUAACAAGAAGAUUCUAAACAAAAGAGAUUGUAUCUCCCAGUUUUAAAAUUUAUAUCUCUGUAUGAGAUCUUCUGACAGUUGUUUCAGCACUUUACUUUUGAGAAUAACAGUAUUUUUUAGUUCCAACAACUCUGACCAGGGUCCCUGAAAUGGUUUAUGAAAAGUUAACUUCCUGCUGGGGAACCUGUUUGUCUGCAAGGUAUAGAUUUUGAUCUCACAGAUCUGGUAUUUGCAGCUGUGACAGCAUAUUCUGCUUUUUACCUCCCUUUCCUUUUGAACAGCUUUUUCAUAACAAUAAAAUAAUCCAAAAAUACUAGGAAAACCACCAAAACCUUUAUCAAAAUUCUAUCCAAAAGCUAUUUCACUCAUUAAAAUCACACUGUCCAAAUUUUAUGGCCUUUUUUUCAAAACCAUAUUCAAACAAAGCUUGUGAGGAAACUGCAUGCAUUCAGAGUCUGCAGCACUUUAUUUCUGUCUGGAUGAAGAUAAGCUGCUCAGAAUAUUCUUCAGGCCACUUGCGUCCAAUGGAGAUAAGGUUAAAGGAUAGAUUAUAUCAAUAAUGAUAACCGCUAACAUAGUAUCUCUUGGUUUUAAACUUUAAGAACUGUAAUCAUACCUGUGAUGAUAAAGAAUCAGGGAACCUCCCAUGCUGCUUUGAGUAAUAUUUCUCUUCCAGUCUCUGAUAAGGUCUUUGUUUGGUGUGCAGUGAAUUUGUUUGAUCAUCACUUCUGCUACGGAGUUGUGCAAGUCCAAAGCUACGUUACAACUGCUGUCAAACGGGAACAUGCUCUUACAAUGAGUGCUACCCAAGAGUCAUGAACGAUAGAAAACCUCUAAUCAGACAAUUAUUUGAAGUAGAAAGUUACUUCUUACAAUAGUUCUUUGUUGUCAAUAUAUGUAGUUAUGCAGUCAGUAUAUGUAGACUCCCUAGUUAAAAGGGCAGAAGUAAAACCACUACAAUAAUGAAAUGCAUCAGUAUAUUAAGAUAUACUGUACAUACCUAUUUGAUAGAUUGCAUUGUAUGACCAUCUUCCUUUUUUAAUAAAAGACUUGUCCAUCAGGGAUUUGGCUAUGAUGAAGAGACUCAUGGAUGUUUGGAUGACCUCAUAGUUUGCUCACUGUUUUGAGAAUCAAGGACAGUCAUAAUGUAGGAAUUUUCUCAUCAUAUAGUGCUUAUUAAAAGAAAUGAGUUGCACAGCAUGCUUGGAACAGACAUCUUGCGUUGCAUUUCUUUCCCAACAUGUUUUCUGAUAGUAUAGAAGUUUAUCACAUGCUUGUCAAACAAAAAGCACUCUUUUCUGUCUGACCCUGACCAGUAUUCUUUUAAUUACUCUAAGUGCAGAGGAUGUAUCAUGCUAGAGUGUUUAUAAACUCUGAUCAGGUAGGAGCAAAUAAGAAGAGCGGGAUGUUUGCAGUAUGUUUGUCUGCUAUGCAGAACAUGGUAAAAAUGUGCUUAGGAACUGGCUGCUAUUUUUAAAAGGUAGAUUAAGUUUAGAGUUUGAUCUACAGAAUGACCUCCUUUUAAAAACGAGCCCUUAGUACAGGACAGGUUUUAAAUCUACAACAUUAAAGAUAAGCACCAAAGUUUUUAGCAUUUCUGAGAUAAUGAGGGGACCAUUAGUAAGAUACGUUAUCCUUACAAAUAUCCUAAUUAAACCUUAAUUAAAAAAAAAAAAAGUUUUACAAUGAGGAGAUAUUUACAACAGUUGUUAGUACAUUUGUAAUAUGGGGAUCAGAAAAGCAAUCCUUCAUUUUAGACCCCCUCACUCCAGGCUUUUAGGAGUGAUCCAUUCCCUAUUGAUUCCAAAUUAAUGUCUUAACUAUGCCACAAAUAUAAAAAACAUGCCUGAAUAGAUCCUUAAAACCAGAUACUUUUAAGAAUUUGUAUCUUAGAUAAGGUAAAAACACUUCUCAGGCACAUUUGUUUAAAAAAAAAAUGUUGGUUGAUAGUUAUUUUUAAACUCUGAUAUCUGGACAUACUUUGUUCAUUCUUCCACAAUUUUGAAGCUUUACCUGAAGCUUGAAUAAUUACACAUUUUUGGGCAUACUUCUGAGGAAAUUUUAUUUUUCCCCUUUCAAUUUACAUUAGGUGUAUCUUAAGUUCAUUUGACUGUGACUUCUGUUAAUGUGGAUAGCAUAGGAGGUAGCAUUGCAUCAUUUAACUUUUCACUAUUUGUAUAAGUGCAAUCCCCACUUUUAAUAGUUUAUAAAUCUUUUCAUGUAGUUUCCUUUGAUGUCUUCUACAGACUGAAGGACACCAGCAUGUCUUACCCCAAACAAGGACCUUGUAGUAUCUCUAUGCACAGCUUUGUUUUCCUCCAGCUCUAUAAUUUUUGCUUAAAAUAUUUUAAUGCUUAAAAAAGUCAAACUCUUAAGAAAUACUGGGGGGGGAAAGAAUAGUGUAUUUACAACUCAGUUCAAUUAGAUUAUUCUUAGCACUAUAGUUUUUUUCAUUCUGCUCCAAACUUUAAGAUGAUGAUAGCUUUGUCAGUCUGGGGAAAAAAUAAUUACCCAUGACAUUUACAUUCUUAAUUACCAAGAUCUACCACGAGCUUAUCCAAAAUUAAGUAUGUACACACAGUGAUAUUUAUAGACCAUGAUUUCAUUGGCAGACAUUUUAGAUUGUAUGUUUGACUCCAAAUUAUUCUUCCAAUGAUUAUCAGGUCAGAAAACGGUUGUUCAGAGCUUUGGAAGCAAUUGGUCAUGUUAAUGCAUUUUUACUUCUCUUCCACUACAUUUUUUAACUUUUUCAACAUGUGGACACGACAAGAUUUUACUUGUGGGUUUUUUGUUUGUUUUUUCUUAAAGGCAACCUGCUUCAUAAAUGGUUAAAUGUGAUUGUAUAGUUGAUUUAAGAAUUUCUCAAAAACAUGAUUCUUAGCUCUAUUAAACACAGCACUCUUUCUGUUCUUUUAUAUAUAAUAUCUGUCGGAUUGUGUAUUGCAGAGGUGAGUGCCCUUAGUACUUUGGGAUUAAAAGUCACCUGUGAAAAGCUUUAUUCUUGGAAAGCAUCUUGGUUUCUCAUCUUUUCUUACUCUGGCCAACACAUACGUAUUCAGAUUUUGUAGGCAGUUUGGGUGAUCCUAAAAUUACAGGAAGCUUUGUGUAAAUACUCUAGAAAAUAUCAGCCUCUGUUUCUGUGUCAUAUUUGUAUGUGAAAUUACUGAAUUUUGUUGCAUUAACAUUAAUAACAACAUUAUAUACCAUUUAUAUGUGUGUAUGCUGAAGGGAAGGUGGUAUGUGGAAAAGGUCAUCAGGGCCUUUGGAUUCAAGCCCUCUUUUCACACAAUGUUGUUGCAACAUCUUGUACUUGAAUAUUGGUUGCUUCGUUCUUAAGUGCAAAUUUGGUAAUGAUUUUCUUUGCUUAUAACCUUGAUUUCUCUUCUGCUUAAAUGCUUAGGGAAAGGAUUAAUAAUGUUAUAUGAUGUAGACAAUUCACUUAACGAGCUUUUUCUGGGUGGAUGGGAAAUAUGUCAGUUUACAGGGAUAUUUUGAAUGAUUUCUAAAUCUGGGGUGGGAUCUCUGAAAAGAACAGAGUUAGGUUCUGUUCAAGGAGUGUCAUAAAUGUUUGACAGAAUACCCACACAGAAGAGCAAGCAAUGCAGGGGAAGAAUUUUGGUCUGGACUGCAAACUUUUAAUGUUUUCGGGUGUACAGAAAGCUGUUAACCAGCUUUUUUAAACCUAAGUUUAAAAAAAAGUAAAUUGAAGUUUCCUAACACAUUUGGUGAGGCCUUUCGUAGUCUAUUCCUAGAUAAAAACUGGAUGCGUAAAAAAAGGUAGAUGAAACUGUUGGAAUCCUACUGAGAGCCCUUGGGAUGAAAUAAUUUUGAAGAGAAGAAAUGAGAAUUCUGAAUGUCAGUUGAAUGAAGAAAUUAUGGAGCACUCUAGGAGGGUAUUUCCCUCUGUGAUAAAAUACAUUGUAGAUAUGCUUAUAUGGGAAGAAGAGAAGGAGCUGCCACCAGAGCUCACAAUUAGCAGAGAGAAGGUAGACAGCUACUACUGUGUCCUUUUCAAUGAUGAACAUCAUUCUUAUGAUCAUGUCAUCUAUAGCCUGCAAAGGGCACUUGGCUGCGAACUUGGUGAAGCCCAGUUGCAUACUACUGCCAUAGAUAAAGAGGGUCGUAGAGCUGUUAAGGCAGGACAUUAUGCUUCUUGUCAGGAAGCAAAAGAAGAAAUCAAGAGGCAUUCUGAAAAUGUUUCUCAACGAGCACUUCAUGUGGAGGUUCUGCAUGCUGAUGUUAUGGCUCACCAGAAGUUUGCCCUGCGCCUUGGUUCUUGGCUGAACAAACUCAUGAGCUAUUCAAGUGACUUUCGCCAGAUCUUCUGUCAAAUAUGUCUCAAAGAAGAAGCUGGAUCUGAAAAGCCAUGCUUCAUAAGCAAGUUGAUGCUAUGGGAUGCAAAACUUCAUAAAGGGGCAAGGAAGGUUCUUCAUGAACUUAUCUUCAGUAGUUUUUUUAUGGAAAUGCAAUACAAAAAACUUUUUGCUGUGGAAUUUGUGAAGUAUUACAAGGCAUUGCAAAAAGAAUACAUCAGUGAUGAUCAUGACAGAGUUCUCUCUGUGACAGCACUCUCAGUUCAGAUGUUCACCGUACCUACUCUGGCCCGACAUCUUAUUGAAGAGCAAAAUGUAAUCACCACCAUUACAGAGACACUCCUAGAAGUGCUUCCAGAGUACCUAGACAAAAAUGACAAGUUCAACUUCCAAGGUUACAGUCAGGACAAACUGAACCGGGUAUAUGCAGUAAUAUAUGACCUCAGGUAUGUAUUAGUCAGCAAGCCUACGUUAUGGACAGACCGUCUGAGGGAGCAGUUUUUAGAAGGAUUUGUUUCUUUCCUAAGGAUUCUAACUUGCAUGCAGGGAAUGGAGGAGAUAAAAAGACAGAUUGGUCAGCACAUUGAGGUGGACCCUGACUGGGAAGCAGCUAUUGCUAUACAGAUGCAGCUCAAGAACAUUCUUCUGAUGUUCCAGGAGUGGUGCGCCUGUGACGAAGAGCUGUUGCUCAAGGCAUACAGGGAAUGUCAUAAAGCUGUGAUGAGGUGCAGCACAAAUGGCCGCUCACGGGAAAAGACAGUGUUUCACUUGUGCGGCCAUACUCUGGAGAGCAGACCUUACAGAGUGUCUGCAGAUCCUGUCAGCAUACAUUUACCACUGUCUAGGACUCUUGCAGGUCUUCAUGUACGAUUAAGCAAGACUGGAACCAUCUCAAGAUUGCACGAGUUUGUUUCUCCUGAAGAAUUUCAAGUGGAGCUGCUAGUAGAAUAUCCAUUGCGAUGUCUUGUCUUGGUUGCUCAGGUUGCUGCAGAGAUGUGGAGGAGGAAUGGGCUCUCCCUGAUAAGCCAGGUAUUCUAUUAUCAAGAUGUUAAAUGCAGAGAAGAGAUGUAUGACAAAGACAUCAUCAUGCUCCAGAUAGGUGCAUCUCUUAUGGAUCCAAACCAGUUCCUCCUACUGAUACUGCAGAGAUACGAGCUUGCUGAUGCUUUCAAAAAGAUCAAGCCCACCAAAGAUCAGGAUUUGAUCAAACAAUGUAACGUGCUCAUAGAAGAGAUGCUACAGAUUCUCAUCUAUGUUGUGGGGGAAAGGUAUGUGCCUGGAGUGAGUAAUGUGACAAAAGAAGAUGUUAUCAUGAGAGAAAUUAUCCAUCUGUUAUGUAUUGAACCAAUGGCUCACAGUGCAAUUACCAAGUCCUUGCCUGAAAAUGAGAACAAUGAAACUGGCUUGGAGAAUGUAAUUGAUAAAGUGGCUACAUUUAAGAAACCGGGUGUGUCUGGCCAUGGAGUUUAUGAACUGAAAGAUGAGUGCUUGAAGGAGUUCAAUAUGUUCUUUUAUCAUUACACUAAGACCCAGCACAGCAAGGCUGAACAUACACAAAAGAAAAGAAGAAAACAAGAAAACAGAGAUGAAGCAUUGUUGCCGCCACCUCCUCCAGACUUCAGUCCUGCAUUCAGCAACGUGGUGAGGAUUCUGAACUGUGACGUUAUGAUGCACAUACUGCGGACCAUUCUUCAGAGAGCAGUAGAACUGGAAACCCACUUGUGGACUGAAGCUAUGAUCCAAAUGGUGCUUCAUCUCCUUUCUUUAGGGUUACUAGAAGAGAAGCAGCAGUUACAGAAGUCUCCAGAAGAAGAAGUAACCUUUGAUUUUUAUCACAAAGCAACACGAAUGGGAAGCUCGGCCUUGAAUGCUGUGAAUGUGCUAAUGCUUCUGGAAAAAUUAAAGAGAGUUCCUCAGUUAGAGGCACAGAAGGACACAGUCAAUUGGAUACUGCAGAUGUUUGACACAGUGAAAAGAUUGAGAGAAAAAUCUAGUUUGACAACAGUAGCAGCUACAUCAGGCUCAGAAGCUACAAAAGGUGAUGAGACACAGACCUCUCAGGAUAAAGAGAAAGCUGAGCGGAAGAGAAAGGCAGAAGCAGCUAGGUUGCACCGUCAGAAGAUAAUGGCCCAGAUGUCUGCACUGCAGAGGAAUUUCAUUGAAACCCAUAAGCUCCUGUAUGAAAACACACUGGAAGCACAGGGGAAAGGAGAUGCUAUUAUGGAGGAAGAAAGCAUGUCUUUGGCUAUUGAUUACUCUAAAAUCGCUUUGGGUCCCAAACGAGGUCCAUCUGUUGCUGAGAAAGAAGUUCUGACCUGUAUUCUUUGCCAGGAGGAGCAGGAAGUAAAGUUGGAAAGUGCUGCCAUGGUAUUAUCUGCCUGUGUCCAGAAAUCAACUGCCUUAACUCAGAAUAGGCGCAGAAUUCUUGAACUCUCAGGGGAUACACUAGAUCCUCUUUUCAUGCACCCUGACCUACCUUGUGGGACCCACACAGGAAGCUGUGGACAUGUGAUGCAUGCAGCCUGCUGGCAGAAGUACUUUGAAGCCAUGCAGCUGAACUUUCAACAACGUCUGCAUGUUGAACAGAUAUUUGACUUGGAGAACGGAGAGUAUCUUUGUCCACUUUGCAAAUCUCUGUGCAAUACUGUGAUUCCUAUUGUUCCAUUGCAGGCUCAAAAAAUAAACAGUGAGGAUGCAGAGGCAGUAGCUCAAAUUCUGUCGCUGGCUAGGUGGCUGGAGAUUAUCACAGUCAGGAUAUCGGGCUACAGUGUGAAAAAUGUUAAAGGAGAGAAACAAAAUCUUCCAGCUUUCGCCAACAAGGAAAUGGGGAACUCUGCUUUGGAAUUCCAUUCCAUCCUUAGUUUUGGAGUUCAGCCCUCAGUCAAAUACUCAAGCAGUAUCAAGGAGAUGCUUAUUCUCUUUGCCACCACCAUUUAUAGAGUUGGAUUAAAAGUUGCUCCAAAUGAAGCUGAUUACAGGAUUCCUAUGAUGACCUGGAGCACCUGUGCUUUUACCAUCCAGUGUAUAGAAAACCUCUUGGAAACAGAGGGCAAGCCUUUAUUUGGAUCUCUCCAAAAUAGACAGCACAGUGGCCUUAAAGCAUUAGUGCAGUUUGCAGCUGCUCAGAGAACAACAUCACCACAGGUCCUGAUUCAGAAACAUCUGAUUCGUCUUCUAGGAGUUCUUCUACCAAACUUCAAAGCGGAGGACACUCCAUCCCUCUUAGAUGUAGAUAUGUUCCACAUUUUGGUGGGAGUUGUGUUAUCAUUUUCAUCUUUAUACUGGGACGAUGCUGUAGACUUGCAACCUUCAUCAACUAGUUCAGCCUAUAACCACCUCUACCUCUUCCAUCUGACAACAUUGGCACACAUAACACAAAUUGUCAUCUCUUCAGCAACAGAUAGAGAAUCCCCUACUGCUCAAUCAUAUGACAACAGUGAGGAGGCAUGCUCUGCACAGUCUUUCUGCAGAGAGGUUUGCCAGUACACCAGCGGUUGCUUUAGUCAGGAUAUUCCAGGCUGGCUUGUGUGGGAUUGCGUUAAAAAAGGCAUCAUGCCUUACCUUCGUUGUGCUGCUUUAUUUUUUCAUUAUUUGCUGGGAGUUUCUCCACCUGAGGAGCUACUACAAGUUUCUGAAGAAGGACAAUUCAAGGCACUUUGUAGUUAUCUCUCUCUACCUACCAAUUUGUUCUUGCUCUUCCAGGAGUAUUGGGACACAGUAAAUCCAUUGCUUCAAAGAUGGUGUGCUGACCCUGUGGUGUUAAGUUGUUUAAAGGGGAAAAGCAUUGCAAUAAGGUACCCUAGGAAAAGAAAUAGUUUAAUAGAGCUUCCUGAAGACUAUAGCUGCCUUCUGAACCAAGCCUCUCAAUUUAGAUGCCCGCGGUCUUCUGAUGAUGAACAAAAACAUCCAGUAUUGUGUUUAUUCUGUGGGGCUAUGUUGUGUUCCCAGAAUACUUGCUGUCAGGAGCUGGUGAAUGGGGAGGAGCUGGGAGCCUGUACUUCUCAUGCUCUUCAAUGUGGAGCUGGAGUCUGUAUGUUUCUCAAAAUCAGGGAAUGCAAAGUUGUCCUCAUUGAAGGUAAAACCAGGGGCUGCUUAUAUCCUGCUCCCUACUUGGAUGAAUAUGGAGAAACAGAUCCAGGUCUGAAAAGAGGCAAUCCCCUGCAUUUAUGUCAGGAGCGUUACCGGAAGCUCCAUCUGCUAUGGCAGCAACACUGCAUCAUAGAGCAGAUUGCCAGGAGCCAAGAAACGAAUCAGAUCUUCUUUGGAUUCAACUGGCAACUGCUCUGAGUCUCUUGAGUUUUAGUGAAAACUCUUCUGUUUGGCAGUGCUUUGGAAAAGGAAAGGAGGGUGGCAGUAAAUAAUCUACUCUCAAGUGGAUUCUGUAGUUCGGACGUGAUGGAUUCUCUAGGUUGGAUGUAUUACUGGGACAUUGAAAUAGAAUCCUAUGACAUAUGUUUUGCUCUUUUGGUUUUUUCCCCUCAAAAGGAAACCCACAUUAUAUAAUUAUUACUGAACAUUCAGGUCCAGAAAUAUUUCCACUUUUUUUUUUUUUUGGAGAAGUUGUAAUUGUUUCACGUGUUUUGACGAGGACAGCUUCCCAAAUGCUGUGCUUGAGGGCACAUACCACAUUUCUGUCUCUUCCAUGUCUUGAGAAUAUACCUAAAUGGUGUUGCUAUGGAAAAGCUUCCUUUACUUUCCUCCUAGGUUCUUUUCCCAAGCUUAGUGAAGCUUUUAAAUAGGUCAACAUCUGUGGCAUAAUACUGGAGUGCAAGUGGUGUCAGGCCUUUAGUAAUCUGUAGCAACAGGUACAGCAAACAUUAAGUUGUACAGAAAAAGCCUGCAUUCAGCUAUAUCAUGGGAUUUAAUGAAGAGUUUUUAAUUAAUGAACUCUUUAAAGGAGAAGUGUGGGAUAGAAAGUGCAUGGAGGAGUUACCAUCUUGCUUGUUGCAUCAAAAAAUAAAGUCCAUGCUUUUUGCAUUGCCAGAACUGCACUUUAUCUAAUGAAUUUGUCCUCUAUUAAUGUUGUGUAUCCUAAGAGGUCUAGGGCUACACCAUUUGGCUAGAUUGUGGUUAGUUUUACUUCUUUUACAGUUUGUCUUCUGAGAUUUUCCCCAAGAACCAAACGUGAAAAUACUGUUAGGUAGUUGUAGUGUAGCUCUGCAAGUUAUACAAGAGCCAGAGACUUCAGUAAAGUAGAAGACCUUCAAAGCUAUCAUUGGACUAAAAUCAAGGCCCAAAAGCAGCAAGUUUUAGAAUCAGAAAUAAGUUUGUUUGCCCAUAGUUGAGGGAUUUUCCACUCUUCAUCCUCUGUCACUCUUGUUUGGAGCCCUGCCUGCAUAAAUGAAAUUGUGUGUUUUGAGGGGUGUGUUCAGUGGUUCAGUGCCAGUUAUAGCAGAAAAGGGAAAAAAAGGUGUCUACGUCUGUCUUUGUCCUUAAGUAGUUAAUAGCACAUUGUGAUUGAACUUUCUCUCAAUGAUACGAGACUGUCCUUCAGUUCUAAAUGUUUAUUGUUCUGUUUUCUGAAUUUCAACCAUAAUACAUGUGAGAGAAUUUGUAAUGUGAUAGGUAAAAAGGCUUUCCCAGGAAAGCCCAUUUCUGUGCAAAAGUUUGAAGUUGUCAUUACUCUAAAUUUCCCCGCCCCUUUGCUGUUUGGAUUCUUUUGUGUCAUUUUAAUAAGGCCUGCAAGGGGAGGCUUUCAAAUUAAUGUCUGAGAGCGUGUUUUUGUAUGAUUUGGUUUUGGUUUUUUGGUUUGUUUAUUUUGCUACUGAUUGUAUGAGAGAUAGUAGAAUCACAAAUAAUGAUUUAGAUUUAAAUAUCAUUGUUCUCCUAGUUUUUUAAAGUUUUUAGAGUACGUAUGAGUGCACUGAACAGCACCAUAAUGCAUCUAAAAGUGUAAUAUCAAUGAACUCACAUAUUGUUCUGAUUUCAAAUACUUUUUUAUAACUUUUGCAAUACUCUUUCCCUGGCUUUGGUGUAUUUUUCAGGUAUUCUGUUUCUUGCAGUUAAGACCAUUCUCCUUAUUUUGCUUCUUUCAGAUUUUAAACCUGAAUAUGAAACUCUUUAAAGACAAACUUUAAUUCUGUUAGUCUUCUCUAAAAUGUUUUUCAAAUGCAUACUGAAUUUAGAAGAACACUUGUCAUGAAAAUUUGCACGCACUGGCGAUUUCUAAGGUCAUCAAAACACUUCUUACCAACAAAAACAUUGGAUGAAGACUAGCAAAUGUAUGCCUCGUUGAUAGCAAAACUGUGUUCACUUGCUGUUUCCCUCUGAUAUUUACCUAUUCCUUUAUCAAAAACUUUCAGUUACCUUGCACUUCACUGAUACAAAAAUUCCGUUAUCAAAUAUGCAGUGAGAUCAGUUUAUUUUGUUUUCUGUCUGAACUGUAGUAUAUAAGGACAGGAGCUGGUCUGAGCAGGUGAGCUUGUGUUUAAAGCUCUAGAAAUCUUUUUGUAGCUGAAGAAGUGGGAGAGGAAAGUUGCAUCUUUCUGUACGUUUGCACAUACUAAUUUAGCAAAUGGGCUCCCAUAUCAUUCACUGACUAGCAUGGUCAUCUUUCAUUUCAUGAAUUACUAUGCAGUUUUGUUCACUGUGAGUAUAAUCUGUAUUUAGUGAUCGCAAGACGCUUACACCACUGAUUUCUGUUCCAUCCAAGCUGACAGAAGUUAUUUGAUAAUGCACAUAUUGGUAUCUUUAAUUGCAAAAAUGUAAAUUUGAAACUUGUAUAAUGUUCUUGUGCUUUUGAAAUAAAAUAUCUUGUAUAUGUAUAUUUAAAAAAAAAGGGAAAUAAAGUAACUUCUCAUAGAUUAUUCAGCUUUUAUUUGGAGGCGCUUUGACACUUCCACUUCACAGUUCAUUUUACAGGAGCAUUAUAGCAGCAUCCAUCAGUAUGGAAAAGGGGAAGAGUUAGUAAAUGGCGCGUAAACAAUACCAGUUAUCCCUGUGGUCCAUAUAAUCAUCGCACCAGUUAGUAACGGUGGCAAGCUUUUUCUUAUUUAAAGAAAUAUUCCACUUGAAACUUGUCCUAGUAUUUUACAGAUGCAAAUUCCUGCAGUGUCUACCUCAAUUUGUAAAAGAAGUCGUAAGUACCAAAUUUAAUAUUUACAUGGCCUUAAACUGAUUAGUUGAGUGAUUCUGGUUUUGUAGCUUCUCAAAGAAGAACUGGCUGCACUGUCUGUCAGGUACUUAACCUCUAGAAAGGGAAAGUUUGUGGUGUUGGUCUAAUGUGCUGUGUGAUACUUUUUAAUUCUUUUUUUUUGUUUUAAAAAGUGGUUUAUUACAGAGCAAAGAGCCAAGAAAUCUUUUACAUAGAAAAGGCCAGUACUUCUUGCCCCUUUUUAUGUUACAGGCUGCUGGUUGUCAUCACUUUCUCGCUGCUUUGCUGUAGCUUCGGGUAUCGUUAAGCUUACGGAGUUUGGGUGUUAAUGGUGGUGCUCUCUAUGCUUAUUCUUAGUAAAGGAGGUGUUUUUAAAGAACUAAUUCCUGAAAAGGUAAAAGGUAAAGGUAGGUAAAUAAAAGUCUACUAGCAAAACUGUUCUGAAGAGCAUUAGAACAAGAAGCCCAUUCAUUGGGGGAGGAAGGAAAAAAAACACAGCACCAUUUUUUUGCAUAGUACGAAUCUCAAGAUGCAAUGUACAAAUGUACAAAAUUGCAUACGGGACGGUUUUGGUUGUCAUAUGCUUUGUUUUAUGGUUGAAAUCCACUUUAUUUUCUAGACAAUGCCCUUGAAUCAUCUCCAUUAUUAACUAGUCAGAUUCAUGAUACAAUAUCUGAGUUUUUUACUUAGAUUCUUUUAACCUAUUACUUCACAAGAUCUUCAGAGAUACUUUCUUCAAAAAUGAAAGUUGUUUCCUUUCUGUGGCACAAUCUCUUUUGUUUUUCUGUGUUUUGCAGGUGGGCUAAAUUGGGGGGUUGAUAUAGAAAAUAAAUGGAUAAUAAUGAAAAUCCACCCCUAUACAAGUGUCUCAAACCCAGUUAUUUCUAAUCCUAGUUACAUUUUUCUAAACUUCUUUCUGUGACUCAUGCUGACUUUUACUAAAAGUGGCAAAACCGAUGUAUCUCAAUCCUCUGAUACUGCAGAUGAUCUAGUAUUUAUUUUCCUAAUUCAGACUUACACACAACUUCAUUGAGCAAUUCAAUUUACAUACUCCAUGCAGUUGCCUCCAGUUAAUUGACAUACAGGAGCAGGACAAGAUCAUCCAAGUGAUAGUCUCCUCAGAAAUAAGGACUCCACCUUCCAUGAGCAUCACACCUUUAUGGUUCUUUGCUAAACUGGACAGUACCGCAUGCAGAGCCUAAUGUGCUCCCAUAGCGGAAAACUGAUACGAAGCACAUGUGUACCAAAUGAUUUGUUAGUUUUUAAAUAUCGUGACUCUUGUGUUGUAGAGAACUGUACGACUGUAUGCAAUUUAAAAAAAUCAGUUUGCAGAAGGGAGGUUUCUAUCCUCUAAGGAAAUGUGCUGUGUUCAUUUUUUUAAAUAUGAAUUAAACUUUAAAUGUGCAGUA
Grus americana (Whooping crane) is the source of this 14416-nucleotide messenger RNA. RefSeq names its product ubiquitin protein ligase E3 component n-recognin 1 (gene UBR1). Bases 5477 to 10201 code for a protein of 1574 amino acids. Gene Ontology annotation, molecular function: zinc ion binding; ubiquitin protein ligase activity. Gene Ontology annotation, cellular component: cytoplasm; ubiquitin ligase complex. NCBI's taxonomy places the organism in Eukaryota, Metazoa, Chordata, Aves, Gruiformes, Gruidae. Gene Ontology annotation, biological process: ubiquitin-dependent protein catabolic process via the N-end rule pathway; protein ubiquitination. The record is from RefSeq and is a predicted model, not a curated record. The transcript has 44 exons.